This is a messenger RNA of Salvia hispanica, 2193 nucleotides long. The record is from RefSeq and is a predicted model, not a curated record. NCBI's taxonomy places the organism in Eukaryota, Viridiplantae, Streptophyta, Magnoliopsida, Lamiales, Lamiaceae.
AUGUCCGGCAAUGGAAACUCCAGCGGCGGCGGCUCCGGCUCCGGCAGGCGGCGCUCCGUCGGGUUCGACUUGAACUCGUUCGACGAUUGGGCGAGCAUGUACAACUGUUUGGGUACUCCCGGUUGCCCGACCGGCCAAUCGGUGGAGGCUCCGGCUCCGGCGGGGAUCAACCUCGGUCUCGGCGUCAAUGCCGAGGAGGAAGAGGAGGCAGCGGCUGCAGAGGUUGGUGGAGACGGCAACCGGCAUGCAUACAGCCAAGCCGAAACGUUGGCUCUGUACGACGCUUGGAUCAGCAUCUCGUACGAUCCUGUCGUCGGUAAUCAACAAACCCACAAGUGCUUUUGGGAAAAAGUCACCGAACUUUACAACGCCCGAAGGCCGACGAAUACCGUUCCCCGCAACGUGAAGAUGCUCCGCAGUCAUUGGGACCGAACCGACAAAGAUGUCAAUAAAUUUUACGCGAUAUACAGGGGAGAAGAGGCGAAUUAUCAGAGCGGAGCCAGUGGAGCCGACAUUCUGACAGCGGCAUUGCGGGUCUUCAAAGACGACGUCGGCAAAGAUUUCAAGCUUGUCGAUGUUUGGCCGCAAGUCCACCACCUUGACAGGUGGGUUGGCGGUGUCGAGUCGGCCUCGGGCUCGAAACGCACAAAGCGCACGGCGCGUGGCCACUACUCGUCUAGUGAUGAAAAUUUUGUUAAAUGUGUGUCCAACAAAUCCUCUAAUUCAGUCGAUACUAAAACCUCUCAAUACGUCUAUACACCUCAUUCCCCAACAUAUUCCAAUCUCUUGAACACUUCGGUGCACAAUCCUAGAUGGAUAAAUUUUGUUAAUCAAAGGCCCAAAUUCAUCGUCGCACCAACUAACAACGACCAAAUCAAAGCCGCCAUAACAUGUGCCCGGGCCCACGGCUUAGGAAUAAGGGUCCUAAGCGGGGGCCACGACUACGAGGGCCUGUCCUAUAGGUCAAAGAGCCGGUUCGUGCUCGUUGACCUAGUCAACCUCAAUUCCAUCACCAUCAACAUAGACGACGAGACGGCCUGGGUCCAGGCCGGGGCCACAAUUGGCGAAUUGUUCUACCACAUCGCCAACAAGAGCAAAACCCACGCCUUCCCCGCGGGGCUAUACCCCAGCGUGGGCGUGGGGGGCCAUUUUAGCGGCGGCGGCAUUGGGACGCUAAUGCGUAAGUACGGCCUCGCGUCCGACAACGUCCUGGACGCAAAAAUCAUGAAUGCGGACGGCGAGGUCUUGGACCGGGAAUCGAUGGGCGAGGAUCUUUUUUGGGCGAUUCGAGGCGGGGGCGGGGCCAGCUUUGGCGUGAUACUUGCGUGGCGGAUCCGGCUCGUCCGAGUUCCUCCCGUGACGACGGUUUUCACCGUGGGGAAAGCCCUAGACGACGCGGGGAUCGAGGUCGUCGACAAGUGGCAGAAAAUAGCAUACAAGCUACCUAAUGAUCUAUUCAUUCGAGUUCUCCUCCUAAACAUAGCCGGAAAGAACACCCCAAAACCUAAAUUCGGAAUUGCCAAUUUCAAUUCCCUAUUUCUCGGGAAUGCAAAAGAUUUAUUAGCAUUGGUGGAAAAAGAAUUCCCAGAAUUAGGGUUACAAGAGGCAGAUUGCAAGGAGAUGAGCUGGAUCAACACAACACUCUACUUCCCUGGAAAGGCAGGCCAACCCUAUGAGGUUCUCCUGGAACGGGCUGCCAAGGCAACCGGAGGCGGCAGUAAGGGGAAGUCGGACUUCGCCACGAGGCCUAUCCCGAAAUCCGCGUACCGGGGGAUCAACGAGCUGCUAGUGAAGGAGGACCUAGCGUUCGUGAUCAUGGAUCCUUUUGGCGGGAAACUAGACGAGAUUGGGGAAAAUGAGACGGCAUUUCCUCAUAGGAAGGGGAAUUUGUUCAAUUUGCAGUACUUGAGUAGAUGGGGUGAGGGGGAAGGGGAGAAGAAGCAUUUGGAGUGGAGUAGAGAGGUGUAUGAGUUCAUGGAGCCUUACGUUUCGUCGUCGCCGCGGGGGGCUUACUUGAAUUAUAGGGAUCUUGAUUUAGGGUUUCAGAAGAGGGGAGAACAAAGCUACUCGAAAGCUAGGGUUUGGGGAGAGAGGUAUUUUAAGGGGAAUUUUGAGAGAUUGGCUAAGGUUAAGAAGAGGGUUGAUCCAGAUAAUUUCUUUGGGGAUGAGCAAAGUGUGCCUCCAAUUUCUUGA